This is a messenger RNA of Neoarius graeffei (lesser salmon catfish), 5289 nucleotides long. RefSeq names its product neurotrophin-3-like. Gene Ontology annotation, molecular function: nerve growth factor receptor binding; growth factor activity. The record is from RefSeq and is a predicted model, not a curated record. The transcript has 3 exons. Gene Ontology annotation, biological process: neuron projection morphogenesis; regulation of neuron differentiation; nerve development. Bases 216 to 1013 code for a protein of 265 amino acids. NCBI's taxonomy places the organism in Eukaryota, Metazoa, Chordata, Actinopteri, Siluriformes, Ariidae.
AUAGAGUGAGUCAGUGAGAAAGGAAUAUCUGCGCGUCAGUGAGAGUUUGCUGGAGCAGCACGACGCGGUGCGCCUUGGAACAUUUGGGAAGUUUCCAAAAAGGAUCCUUUAUAAAAUCAUCACCUUAAUGUCGGGACUGCUGAAUAUCACCCCACCGAUGCUAUGGUUACCUUUAUUACGACAGUAGUACUUCAAGACUGACUUUACUGAUUUGGAUGAUCAAAGUCUUACAGGUGAAUCUAGUGAUGUCCAUCCUUCUGUACGUGAUAUUCUUCACGUACCUCUAUUGUGUCUCUAUCACUGCCAUGAACAAGCAGCAGCCCACACAGGACCCCAUCAACACGCUCAUUGUCAAGCUGCUGCAGGCCGACAUAAGCCGCAACCGACAGCAGCAAAAUGAGGGGAAUAAGGAUACACCUGUGCCUACUUCUGUCAAUGCACCUACAAAUACGGAAUACCCCCAACAGUUCAUCCCAUCUGCUUACCAGUCCAAGCGGGCUAUGGCUGAUGAGCUGUUGAGGCAGCACAAGCGCUACAAUUCCCCACGAGUGUUACUGAGUGAGCGGCCACCUCUGGAACCCCCACCACUAUACCUCAUGGAUGACUUUGAAAGUGCUCAGGACACUCAGAGCACCAAUAAAACACGCCAGAAGCGUUAUGCUGAGCACAAGAGUUACCGUGGUGAGUACUCAGUCUGUGAUAGCUUGAGCCAUUGGGUGACAGACAAGACCACAGCAGUGGACAUCCGUGGCCAUGAGGUCUCAGUGCUUACAGAUGUCGAGAUAAAACGGUCGACUAUGAAGCAGUACUUUUAUGAGACAACCUGCCAGAACAGCAAACCAAUUAAGAGUGGCUGCCGAGGCAUAGAUGACAAGCACUGGAACUCGCAGUGCAAAACCUCACAGACAUACGUACGUGCCCUCACCAAAUACAAUAAUGUGAUGACCUGGCGUUGGAUACGGAUAAACACCUCAUGCGUUUGCGCACUCUCACGUAAACACCGCAGGACGUAAAACUAAAGAAAACCCUAUAUUGUGCAACUAAUCCACUGUCUUUCUAUUUUACCCUGAGAGGUUGUAAAUAUGAUAUAAAUUAUUAUUUAAGUUAUAUGAAAUGCAUGUAGUCUAUACAUGUCUAUAUGAUGUAUAAAUAUAUUUGUGUUAUUUAUUUAAGUUGUUAUCAAAGCAUAUUCUAAAAAAAGAGACAUGGAUGGACUUAAAAUGACUUAAGAGAUACAAUGCCACUAAGCUAAAAGAACAUUACAGGGUGAAACUGUGUGCCUUGCUUAAACAUCUUCACCAACAGUCAAAGGACAUAUCAUUCAUUUGGACCUUAAAUCCUGGGAUCAGCUGCAAUUGAAGUAUAAAAUUUAGUGUAAUUUUAGGUUUUUUUCCAAGUUUUUUGCUUAGAAACGCAUAAAUUUACCAAUCACAUCCUCAUCACUCAUCAACAGUAUUGCUCCAAUCUCUGCUACUGAUAUUGUGCUGUCUGGGAAAAAUAAGUCAUAGUUCAGAUGAUCUUAUUUACUUUGAAGAAAUAUGCCACACAGCAUAUGAGGUAUAUGUGUAUCGCAAAAUGCAUGGAAUAAUUAAGAAUUAUAUAUUUUUGUAUAACUCAUCUACUUGUGCACAGAAUGCAAUGCAUAUGGGUAUACUGAUCAUACAAAUCUAUGUACAGAAAAAAAAUAGCCAACAGUAAAUAUCAGAAACAUUGUACCUCUGGAGAUUACCAGUAGAGCAAUGAACUCAAGAAGUGGAGUCCAAUAUUUUUCAUAUAUCUGGAUUGAGUAUGUAUAAAAGGUGGUUUCAGUGGAAACUGAAUAUUUAACCUUAUGUGAAACUAUAACAAUGAUUGAUGUAUUGUCUCUAAAUCACAAUAAUCCAAUCAUUGUUCAACCUUUCACAUUCCUUUGCAACUUUUUUUUGGGGGAGGGAGCUUCUUUAGACUCAUUAAGAUGAAUGUUAAAAAAAUUCACUGUGCAUAGGCAUUAACUGCAUGUAGAGUAUAGAAAAAUGGUAAAGAUGUAGAAGGAUGUGAUUUCAUAAAGUAAUAGAGUACUGACUGAAUAAAACUCCUCGCCAAAUGGAGGAAUAAUGGGUACAUAGACUGCUUACCUUUCACAAAGACCCUCUCCUGUUUACCGGAGACUAAGCCCAUGUUUACAUUAGACCAUAUCAGCGGAUCAUCAGAUUAACGUUUUUAAAACGAUUAGUGUGCACACAGCAACACCAGUACACGAUUUGCGUGCACACAGCAACACCAAUACACGGAUACGCUCGGCUCCGCAGGUAUCCUGCGCUCCAAAUCACUCCGCCCUGAACAGCGAGUGCCCUCUGGAGGGUGCGCACUCCGGCCCUGCGCAGCUCACACAGCGCGCGAGUGAAGUGCACAAGCUGUGAUUCGGGACUGAGCCGCUGUGUGUGUGAUCCCAGCGCAUAUCACUUACCACUUGCAAGUGGAAGGAUGGCAAGCCUAAAGACAAUCAUAACUACACAAUGGGCAGUAUUUGCAUCAGUAUUUGCAGUAUUUUCAUACUUUUAUACUCUUUAAUGAAAGGUGAUACAAGGCGGAAGUCCGCGCCGUUUUUCAGCAGUCGCGUCACAUGACCAACGCCAGCGAAUCAGGAAGGUGGAUGUCACAGUGACGUUGUCCAAUGACGACGCCAGCUAGAGCUCAGCACAGCGUAUCCGCGUAUCUCAAUGUUUACACAGCACCGAAGCUGACACGAUCUGGAUUGAAUAUGUGGACCCUGGCGGAUUCCCGUUUCCCGGCGUUUCCAGGCGGUUUAAUGUAAACGGACAGUGCAUCCGCGAAGAAAACGAGACAGAUACAGUCUAAUGUAAACUUGGCCUAAGGCUCUGACCCAGCUCACUCCAGAACACAGUUACUUCUUCUCAAGUUGUCAAUCAAAUACUAUUGCCAAUGGUUAAUUUUCCAAACAUUCUACAACAGAACAAUAGCAGCAACAAAUUGACACUAAACUAGCUGUUAUUAAUAACAAAAUGUACUCUUACAGAGGAGUAAAGCUGUGCUAUGAUAGUGUACAUACUGGGAUUUGAGUACCAUUAAGAGUGCUUGCGUUGCUUGGGAUUAUUUGUCACAGGAGACAAUUUUAGAUAUGAAAGAAAUCUACCUGAUUUCUCUCCCUUUUUGGUAGGUGAUAUUAAAUAUGGAAGCUAUUCUCUUGAUAUGAGUAGGGCUUUGUUCUUAGUACUUUACCACCACCUUUGAGGCAAAUGUUGAUAUUCCCAACAGCUUUUUUCUUGUUUCCACUGUGCUAUGCUGUUACAUAGUAUUUAUAUAAAAAGUGAUUAAAAAAAGAAAGUUUAUCUUCCAUUCUAAAAGGACAUCUGGUUAUCAAAAAGUUUCUAUUUGGAAUUGAGUCUAGUAAUAUAAAACUGGACACAACAGCUUCCAACACUUGUCUGUCCUGUCCUAACUUAUGACUGUUCACUCUAUACCUGAAACAAGCAUUAUACUGUCACAACAGAUGUCUUUUUUAAAAGUUUGAUCCAGUGUGAGCCAUUCUGUGGUUGUUAUGACCAAUAGCUUGUACACUGGGGAACCAUUUACCGGACAUGCUGUUUGAAUUCCAGGCUUUUUUUUUUCUUUUUUAAACCACACCAUACACAAAUAUACUAGCUGGUGUCUUCUAAAAGAAAGGGUCCAUUUAAAAGCAAAUGCUUCCUAUAUCUAGGCACCUAGAAUUUAAGACUUCCAGAUGUUACCUUUGUUUAAUAUUCCCCUGACUCUUUUAGAGGAUAUAGAGACAGGUUGCCACCAUGUUAUCAUCUUGAAAAUUCCACACCAGUUCCACAUGUGCAUUCUGAGAUAGUAAUGCUAGUAUUCCAGGCAAGCUAUGUACACUUCAAUAUGUUGUUGUUUCUCAUAGGACCUUUUGUAUUUGUAGUAAGGGGUGAAAAUUUUGUAUUUAUGAUUAUUUGAGUGACUAUAUGAAAGAGCAGAAGCUGGUGCUUUACAGCUCAGGGGUCAGAUAUGCUUAAACAGGACCAUCUCAGGUGACUGUAAUAACAGCCCCUAAACAUCCCAUAGGGUCAUGGAGGAGACCCUGUAGCCUAUAAAUCCACGUGAAAUAGUACUACUGUAGUGUCCUAUAAACUUUUGGUCUGUUAAAGGAUUUAAGGAUGUUUCAAACUCCUUCAUCAACUGUUCAAGGAAAGUGUUUGGGAAAAAAUAUACAGGAUGUUGCAUUUCUUUUAAAGCUGGGUGUACAAAACUUCAUUAUCCACAUUUGUAUCAAAGUAUACAUUGCUAUGAAAUAUUAAUAAUUAUUGUAUUGUACUUUAAUGUGUGAUGAUGGUGCAUUUAAUAAUAGAAAGGAUGAUCAAGAGAGCAUCUGAUUAAACCAGAUAAGGCUUUCUAGGCCAGUCAAAUUAUAACUGACAAACUCUGCCUGCUUUGAGUACAUUUUUGGGUGUGAGUGUAUGAGAGAGUUCAACACCAUUCACAUGUCAGCAAGCAUUAUAAACAGAACAGGAUAUGUCCUGUGCUUCAUUUGGUAUUCCAAUGGGAUGCCUCCUCCAUUUCUAUCAGGAACUAUAGGAAGAAAGUACACACAAAACAGGAACUCACUUUGCUCUUAUUUCCCCUGGAAGCUCUAGAGAAUGAGCCUACACAUUCACUUGAACACAUUCUCUUUCCUGUAAAGCUGAAUCUAACACUGGAGUCUGGAAGGCGUGCAGCCAUACACACCCUUGGCUUUGCUCAUAUUUGGAUUGUCUUUAAUUCAUCCAGUGCCACACUCCAACAUGUAUUGUACUGUGUGUAAAAGGGCCUGCUGCUGUAGUGCAUACUGUAUACAAUUCUUGCUGCUUUAACAAAUUAUGAUGACCCUGAUCAUGGAACCAUUGGGAAUGCUGAAAUCCAAGGACAUGUACUCUCUUUUUAUUGAUGAAUGCUUACAACUUUCACAAGGAGAACGUGCCAAAAUGUUCAAUUCAUGGACCACCUGAUAUUUUAAAUGUCAUUUUCUUCAUGGGUAUGUCAAGAUUGAGUUAUGUGACCAAUAACAGAGCUCUAUUUUAAUAAGAUAUAGACAUGUAUGUUGGAUGUUUCUUGUUUAGUGAAGUAGUUUCCGUUUAAUCCACCCUUACUGACCUGAUGUCCAAAGCUUCUUUGUUUUUUUGUCCCUUUCUUGAGUUAUGCUUCAUGUUGCUCUGUGAUACUUGAAGGAUCAUUUUGAGAAAAUGGGGCCAACCACUUAAAUAUAAUGACACUUAAGUCCUGUUUCUGCGAAAGUCUUCUCUGAAUAAACUUGUUUUUAUACUA